Messenger RNA from Aureococcus anophagefferens, 702 nucleotides. RefSeq lists its product as hypothetical. Lineage: Eukaryota; Pelagophyceae; Pelagomonadales; Pelagomonadaceae. The transcript has 3 exons. The record is from RefSeq and is a predicted model, not a curated record. The coding region runs from base 1 to 702 and encodes 233 amino acids.
AUGUCCAACUUCCACCGCAAGGCGACGAACAUCUCGACGCAGGACAUGAACUACGGCAAGACCUGGGGCGCGGGCGUGUCGCAGCAGACGUCCCACGGCCAGUCGGCGUCGCAGCUCCAGGGCCUCGACCAGUGGGGGUCGACGACGUCGCUCCUCACGGGCGGCGAGUGCACCGUGGCCACGGCGCCGAGCCGGCGCUUCCACCAGCAGCAGUACGCCCACGUGCUCACGCCCGCGGGCAUCCGCCGCGCCAAGGCCGUCGAGCGACGGCCCGUGUCGCCGCUGCGGUCCGUCAACGGCUACCAGGGCAUCUGGGAAGACGACACGGCGUCCGCGCCGACGGCGACCGUGCCGCCGCCGCCGGGGCCCUUCGUCGCCGCCCGCCAGACCUCCUCGCCCGUCUUCGCGUCGAGGGCCAGCGCGUGGCACUGGCCGCAGUCGUCGGCGCAGGAGUGGCUGCCGUUCCAGGAGGGCACGUCCGGCGGCGGCCAGGACGAGCACUUGCCGCCCUCGUUCGUCUGCCCGACGACGAGCGACGCCGCGCCCGACGGCCCGGGCGCGAGGCCCCAGCCCGCGUCGCCGUGCGCGCCGACGUCCGCGCGCCACUUUUGCUCGCCCGUCGCGCCGUCGACGGCGUACACGAAGCCGUCGAAGGAGCCCACGAAGGCCGUGCCGUCCGUAUCUAAAGCGACGGGCCCGUAG